GAAAGCCCACAGUAGGAGGAGAGGAGAAGGGGAGAGCCCACAGUAGGAGGAGAGGAGAAGGAGACAGCCCACAGUAGGAGGAGAGGAGAAGGGGGAAGCCCACAGUAGAAGGAGAAGAGGCAGUCCCCUAUGGGAGGGGUAGGCUGUGUAUAUGAAACAGUUCGUGUAGCAGGAAGUUUUAAUUAGUUCUAAAUUCUCAUCAAGUCUGCACCCCAGGGGCAGUCAGCAUGGGGCAGAUAGAAUGGGCAAUGUGGGCCAACGAGCAGGCCUUGGCAUCUGGACUGAGUGAGUACCCUCUAACUGCACAAUGUACCUGGGAUACUUACAAUGUGUUAACCCAUUCUGUGCUGUGUACUGCCAUCAAUAACUAAUGGGUUAAUCAUUUCAUCAUAAUAUCACUUAUCUACAGCCUUUAUUUUACUAAAUGAUCUAAAAUAAAAAGUCUUUAGAAUGUAUUUAUUCAUAGCCACCUGUUAUGUGGGGUACUUUUUAAAAGAAUGUUGCAGAUAUUUUAGAAAUCUGAGAUAAUUUCAUUAAAUGAUAAUAUGAUAUUCAUUUAUUACUGAUAUCUUAUUUUGUCCACCAGCUCCUCAAGGGUUAAUAUUCUAGGAAUUCCACCUUUUAAAGCAAUAAUAAUGUAACAAUGAAUGAGGAAGUGAAACCUGUGUGUGAGUUCUCCAUCUGCCUCAAAGUACCAAACCCACAUAUUUACAUCAUGACAACUGGGGUUCUACACCUGUUCUUACCAUUUAAUCUGUCCAUCCACCCCAUGCUUAAUGGCUACUGCGCUACAGAUUAUGUUGGUGCUUUAUAAAUCAUGUUUAUUCAUUCCAGAUAAUAACCUGGCCAGCCAGUCUGGGUUUUUAUAGCUGGUAUUUUACAAGCCUUAUUAAUGCACUUUCCAGAACAUAUUGAGGUGUAGACAGGGAGUAUUAGAAUACAGGAACAUUUUUUAACUUGUUACUUCCUGGUAAGGUGUGAUGUAAGUAAGAACAUUCUGAGAAAGGAUUCAUGGCAUUUUAGAAGCUUUGUACCCCUUGCUGGCAUUGGAUUGUCCCUCCUGUGCUAGUACUGUUAAGUAGCAAAUAAUUUCACUUUAUAAAUGUUAAAUUAGAAAGGUAAACGGCAAAGUACCGGUAAUGCCAUACUGUCCCAGCAUUAAAAUUAGGAUUUGUAAUUACCGUGCCGAGAACUCUGAUUUACCUAGUGCUAUAAUGGCGCAGGGUGCAGCAGUUUAACCCUUGGGGUCCUCCCUCACUAUUUCCAUUUUUUUUUUUUAAGGGUCACUGGUGGUUAGGGGGGGCUUCAUUUGAGCAGAGCCCAUCCUUUUUCACCUUCUGUAUCUGUUAACAUCAUUUUGUAUGUAAACUACAAUUUCCCUACUGCAUAAUUGUAAAAUGCUACAUAAUAUGUUGGCGCCAUGUAAUUGCUGCUGUUUAUAAUAGUGUUGGGGACUUGGGUUUAAGGAGUGUGAAUGGUGACUCCCCACAAGCCAUAACCACCCCCUAACUAUGACAACCUCAAGCCAUAACCACCGCCUAUGACACCCUCAAACCACAAACACCCCCUAACUAAGCUUUAACCAUAACCACCUGCAAACCAUAAACACCCCGUCUAACUAUGACAACCUCAAACCAAGCUUUAACCAUAACCACCCUCAAACCAUAAACUCCCCCUAACUAGGCUUUAACCAUAACCACCCCCUAUGCUCUAACCAUAACAACUUACAAACCAUAAACCCCACCUAACUUUGCCAACCUCAAAACAUAAACGUCUCCUGACUAUGACAAGCUCUAACUAUAACCAACCGCUAACCAUAAACACCAUCCUAACUAUGAUAACCUCUAACCAUAAGACUCCAUAUUCUACGUAUAUAUUUCAGCUUGAUUGUAUUACUGAGUACCCAGCUCUUUCUUGCUCCCCCCCUAACCUUUACCCUUGGUGUAAUCUGUGUGUAUUGUUUUAUACACCCAGUCCCCAAUCCGAACGUAGUCUGAGUGUGUGAUUUGUAACGCCACUGGAAACACGAUGUCCCUCUGUGCCUCAUUUCCCAUCAUGCUCAUCUAACAUAUGGACUUCAUGUCAAAAUAACAAAGUUGAAAAAAAUAUCCCAAAAGUUUACUUCUUCUAAAAUGUUGCAGUUUAGCUUUAAUUCCCCACAGUUUUCAAUUUAGUGAAUAUUCCCCCAGACGAUCUUACUGAAUCGUUUCACAGUGCAUUGCGCAGUAAAGGGUUAGCACUGUCUUGCGCUCCAGUGGGCGAAAUGCUCGCUUGGUGACAGUUUGCUUGGGCAAUUACUGAUUUGCAAGACAGCCGGCUAGUUCAGCUUUCAGGAGGGAAGUGGGGAGAGAACUGGGUUGCUGCAGAGAAUAUCUUGAAGCAAUAUCCUGACACAUAGUGAUUGCUCAAAAGUAACAUUUCAGUGGAAGAAGGGAAGGCAUGUUUGGAAAUGUAACUUCUGCUUUAACUGUUAAGUUUUCACAGUGCAUUUAAAAGUUUUAGCCCCAAAUAUCAUUCUCACCCCAUUACCUGGUAGCGUGCUUCUUGCAUUGAGCUUAAUGAUAGUGCUGGAUAUAUUUCCCAUGAGCAAUCCAACUGCCAUCUUGGAUCAACAAACCAUUAAAUUAUUUUAGUGAAAGUUGUGUUGUGUGCCUUGUGCUGAACAUGGAAUAGUUUAACCUUAUUUAUUGCUAUUCAAUACCACAUGUUGUACCCCACUCCCAGCAUUGUAAGGUUUGAUGUAGUGGGGACAUGCUAGUGCCUUACAGGGAGUGGAAAGGGAACAUGUCGUGGUGAUAUCUAUGAAGGAGUUCGACAUUUUUACAUCAUUGCAUUGCCCUCAAUACCGAACUUGUACAUAUGUCUAACAAAGUGAUGUCUAGCCUUAAGGACAGCUGAGCAUCUUGGGUAGUGCAGAAACACCUGGGGUGUAUAGCCAUGGGUGCACCAACACAAUGUAUGUGUCUUUCUAUAUGCAAAGCCCAACUAAUGUCUUUUAAAGCUGCUCUGUCACUUUUCAGUAUUUAAUGAAUAUAUAAAUUUUACAAAAUACUGAUCCUGAAUGUGUUUGAAUUUCAUUGACACUCUAACUCAAUCCAAAGAUACCAUAAACUAAGUAGUAGGACAAGCCUGAAGUUGACAAAAGUUAUUAAAAGGCGGAGUUUUGCCACCAACUAUUGUCCUGUGGGAUGCAGGCAUCGUCUCGCUUAUCACUGGGAUUGGAUCUUGGUUUUGAACAUUAAAAUGUUUCCUGAUCCCUUUGUGCACCGUUACUCUGUUCGUAUAAUAGAAAUGUCAGAAUUUCAAUAUAACGCUAUGGAAUAACUAGAUUGUCAGCUCUGUAGCAAGAGCAUGAUGUUCAUUGUAUGACCUAUUGCUCUGUCUUUGCAGCUCUCAUUUUGGAAGGUAUAAAUUGUAAGCUCUGAGGGCAAGGGUCGGCUGUCCUAUUUAUGAUUUAUUUUUAUUUUUUCCUCUCUUUUUGCAGUUUACAUGGCAGGAGGCAUCGUGGCAGUCGCCGGACAGUUUAAAAACUGGCAGUUCGGUGCUUAUGGAAUGUAUCCUUUGUGAAAUUUAGUAAAUAUUUUAGGUAACUCCAGGUAUUCCAGCUGUUUGAGAGUUAUCGGAGAUGUAGUCACAACGUAUCAUUGGAAUUAUAGUCCCAGAAAGUCAUCGUUCACAGAACUUAGAAUGAAGGAAGAUGCCAAUUUUAAAUCUCUAUGUACACAUGAUUUGUUAUUUUUAUAGGAUAAUCUUGCUAUAUUUUGCCCAGUUCCUUCUCCCUUCUUUUUGUUAAUGGGUUACUCACUAAACUGUGAAUUGCUAGGGAUUUCAGGCCAAAAUAGCUGAUAGGAAAAAAGUGGAUGUGGACAAUUAUUUUAAUGUGGCUAUUUUGACCGUAAAAUGUGCAACUUCUUCGUAGGAAAUCCCUCAACAUUUCUGAAUAACUCCUAACACACCUUACAUACAUGCAUUACUAUUCUGCUAUUUGAAGACGUGUGUCUUUAAAUAUGAGGUUACCUUUAUACUUUAACACAAAUGUCAGGCACACACCAACGCUCUUUUAAAGACGAUUAAUAAUUAUUUCUGUCUUACGAUCUCCCGGUCUAUAUCUCAUAGCUUUCUAACUCUGUAACUAAAACAUUAUAUGGAGUUACUGUGCAGCGGGGGCUGGGAUAAUUCUAAUAAGCCCGUAGAUAAUUUCUGUUGGUACCAUUACCACCCAAAAGCUGUUAAUAAUCAAGUGAGCCAUAAAAGUAGUUUUUGAUUUAUUUAGAAACCUCUCUUUAUUUUAUUGUUCUACUUGUUGAGGUAAUGCAAUUAUAUAUUUUAAAUUGUCACCACCAAUUAUUUAUUUUGCAUCCAUCUCUUAUCUGUUCAUCAUUUACACCCCAAAAACAAACACAAAUAAUACAGCGGAAUUUCCAACCCAAUGCAGUCAUUGUUCUUGUCGGUUACUGUUUGGAGGAGUUCCAGAAUAUCUGUAAUGACCUCUUCCUCUGUGUCAUUGACCUUCUUCUCCUUUUUUUUUUUUUUUGCCCCUGGGCCAAAUUGUGCUCACUCAGGACAAACUUCCUUUCUUAUGAUAGGGGAAGUUUUGUUUUUUGCCGAUCUAAUUACUUCAUUUAUUAGGCCAAGGUGCCAAUUAGAGAUCUAAUCAGACCACUGCCGAGAAAUCUCUAAUUAUUCGUCUUCAAAGAAUGCAGGUCUAUUUAUAGCGGCAGAAUGACAAUGGUGUUGAUCAUCACUCAUUAGCCGUAACUCAGAUAAUUAUUAUAAUUAUUCUCUUAUGCUCCAGUAUUACACAAGUUACUAUUACUUUAAAUCUGGUGGGAAGAAUUUUCUUAUUGAUAUAAGAACUGUGAACAUAGUUUGAUGCAAAUAUCUGUGGUCUGCAAUGCAACCUGCAAAGUCCAGAAUGCUAUGCUUUAAACACUUAAAUGCAAAUUAAUUGUUUGAGUAUAAUUAUGUUUAUAGGAUCACUAUAGUGUUCUACUCACUGAUUAGAUUUUUGGGCCCUCUCAAAUUCUGUAAAAAAAAAACAAAAAAAAACAACCUUUUGUUACACUUUUUUUUUUGAUCCAGUGUCGAUCUAUCCUCCAGCAAAUUCAUGCUGACUCCUCUUUGUCUUCUCAUCCAGUCUAAUGCUUCUCAUAGAGAAGUAUUGAGGAUGAAGUGCAUGCGCGGCUGAUCACUGUGCUCUUUAAAUGAAAUGCCCUUUAUGAGAAGCAUUGAUUGACGUAUCGAGUGUGACUGUUAUUGAGAUGAAGUGGUCUUUGACCACAAUGAGUCCCAAAACUGGUAUAUUUGGAUGAGGUCAACUGUGCCCCUUUUACUCUCACCUUACGCAGAGGGGCAUGCAAAUUCCAAACUUGUAGGAGUUCAGACUGAAAGAACAGCACAGUCUAGAUCUGGGAUAAAGUUUAAUCUGUGCCAUGGGAGGUUCUUGAUGUCAUUAAGAAAGGAUUCAAGAUUACUUAUUUUUUUUUUUUUUUUUUGAAGGACCUGGUAAUUUUUAAUCUUGGGAGAGGAUUUAGUAGCUUUUAUUUUGAGAACGCAGUGAUUACUGGAACUGUUAGGGAGAACACCUGCCUCCUGGAUUAUAUCAGGAAAAGUGGAGAGAAUCCAUUCUAGCAGGGUAUGGUUAUGGCUUUUAAUGUUUAUUUGAGUUGGGGAGGAGAUUAAUUGCGUUAGCUGCAAAGUCUUAAACAGCGUGCAAGAACUAUUUUUAGGUUUCAGCCAAUCAAUAUUACAAUCUCCAAAGACCAACCAUUCACUUUUAGGGUUUUGAGCUAUGGUUUCACUAAGAAGAUGGGCUAUGUCAGAUAGGGAAAGCACUGGGGAGCUAGGUGGGCGGUAGAUUCCUGCAACAAUUAUUGAUUUUCUGCACGGGAUCUCAAUUGUGCCAUAAAGGAAAUCAAAGUGUGUGUGUGUGUGUCUCAGAUAUGUGGGUCUGUGUGUCCCGGACAGUUAGCUGCACCGUGGGUCUGUGUGUCCCGGCCAGUUAGCUGUGGACCAGUGAGAUGAGCCAGAGUCAUUAACUCAAUGUUGUGAAUUAUAGUAGAUCUAACCAGAAAGGAAACUUUGAACCAAUCUCAUACAAAACCUUCCUUGACGUCCACUCCCAGUGCUGCUGGAGUCUUCAUUUCUCUUUUGGAAUACCCCCGAAGUAAGCGAAAGAAGGGAUCUACAAUGGAAAGAUGGUAACUUUUUUUGUUAACUUAGCUCUCAAAGGAGGCAAUUUCUUAACAUACACAGUUAUUCAAUAAAGUGAGAAUUCCACGUGAAUUUAAAGUCCGUUCUCCAUGUCCACUAUACUUUGAGUUCGGACACUCUGACCUUAAAUUUUUAUAUUUAUGAAUAAUCAAGAUCGAUCUUUCUUUCGUCCAUGGAAUAAAUGGUACUGUCUGUUCUCUCUCUUACAGCGGUCAGUCUGCCAUCACUCCUGUUGUGAAGGUAUUUGGCCCACUCACACGGAACUACUAUGUGCGUGCUAUACUGCACGCAGGGUAAGUAAGGUGUAUUCUAUUUACCUAUUUAAUAUUUUUUUUUUAAAUUUUUUUUUUUAUGAAAAGAACUUCUGAUUCAUUUGAGCAUUAUAAAUAAAAAAAAAGUCCUCAAAAUGUCACAAACACCUAGCAAUGCUUGAUGGUCUUCUAGAAUGAAAAAAACUUUUUUACCAAUUGCAAAGAAAAGUUGAUGAAAGCUGCCUUUUUAACGUAGUUCAAGCCAAGAUUUAUAUUUUGUUAAAGGGUAACUCCAAGUGGGACAUUCCUUAUGGAAAUAGUAUCUUUAAAAUCUGGUUUGUUAUGCAUUAUUACACCAUUGGUUCUCUAGGGAUAAACCAAUCACACAUGUAAUAAAAUUGAAAAGGUUUAUUUAAUGUUGUAGUCGCUUUAAGUUAAGUGGUAUACAUCUCUACAUCCUCACCAAAAAAAGCAUGGUUUCUGGUGUUUCCCUCACUUGCUCUUUCUGUGUAAGUGGAUUAAAAACCAACAGAUUUAUGUGCAGGUUAAAUAAAACGUUAAGAGAUUAAUAGUGUAGUAUCUUUGCUUUUCCAACAGUUUGGCAGUGCCUGGCGGGUUCCUCCUGGCUACUAUCUUGGGCACCGUGUGCCUUGGCAUUGCCAGCAUCAUCUACUUACUGGUGAGUACAAGUGUGAGGGGGGGGGGAAAUUUUUUUAUUUUUUUUUUUAAUUUGUGCAUGUCACAAAAACAACUAAAAAUGAACAUAAACCAGUCAAUCUAUGGAAGUUUUCACCCAAAGGCCGUUAUACAAAGCACUUGGGGUUCAAACCCAUGGUGUGUAAAAUGGUAAAAGAAAAGAGGUGCAUUACAAAGCCUUAUAGGCUGUCAGAUCUAAUGUGAAUACCCAGUGAUGUAUUUAGGAUUUUGGCUAGUCAAAGCCCUGUUGGGUCUACACGCUUCAUACUGACACAAACCUCUUACUGUAUGUAUGUAUGUAUGUAUGAUCGAUCAGUAUAUGUAUCUCUAUAUGAAGGUUCUUUAUGGCAAUUAAUUACCUUGACACUACAUGUCUUUAAACUCCACUCCCCAUGCUGCUCAUCCAGCCCCCAGUAAAAUCAUAUUUCAUACACAUCUGGUGUGCAGAAGUUGGCCAUUGCUGUAUUAGUUUAAGACAGAGGAGUGACGAGCAGCACUGUAGAUGUUGUAAACUCCAUCUGCCCUUAUGCCGUUUCAGCAUUCUGUCAGUAAGCGCGUUAUGGGAGAUGUAGUAGUAUUGAAGGUUGCCUACCCCUGAACUAGGAAUGAGAUACUAAUGGAAUAAGAUAUGGGUUCCACCAUAAUUUGAUCCCCUGCAACAUAAAGUGAAAACACACACACCACCCCCCACUCUCCCCUGGACUAAUGUUUAAAAUGCUUUUGUUAAACCAUAGGCAGCUAUACGAGGGGAGGAGUGGCGCCCAAUUGAAAUGAAACCGGAGACAAAGCCAAGAAUUGCUGAAACAAUUAAACGACCUCCUGAAAAUCCACCCCCUCGCCCACCACCUGAGGUGCGUAGGAAGCAGGUGGAUGAAGGUGCUGCAGGUGUUGGAUAUAGCAACCCUAUUCCAGUUGGUGAUGAAGUAUGACAUUCUCAAUAAAUGAGGUCUACCCUGGCAGAAUCUCCCCUACCUCUGCCAUACACGCCCUAGAGACAUUUGCAGAAAAAUACAGACAUCAUGGUCUACCCAAUAAUCUGUUACUAUAUCUCACCAGCUUUCUUCUGGUCUAUCCAAAUUGAUGACCCUGAGAACGGGUCUGUAGACCUUCUGUUCUCUCUACAGUGAUCAGCUCAAGCCUUUUUUAGAGGUAACCGGUGGUUGCGCAAGAAGCCACAGUAGUGCAUUCCUCCUCUUGACACCAAAAGGAAAUAUAUCUACAAGGUAUAUAAUUGCAACAUUAUACUCUACUUCCUUAUUUAUCACAAUGGAACUUCCUGAAAACAGACAGCCCUUUCCAGGUUCUAAAAUGCAAGUUAUUUCCUAAAUUUCUGUAGCUGUGCCACACUGUACAACCACAAAAACAGAUUGGACAUACUCCACACUAUAAAUCAAUUACAAGCUAUCGAAAUUUCCCAAAGAUCAGUUACCUCUGAUGCCCAAAAAUAUAUAUAUUAGCAAUUAUAAAAUAAAUCUGUUUCCUGCCUUUUCACUUUACAAAGAGUUGGAUAAUCUAAUGCCACAAAGACCACCUGGGGUUUAUGUUUUAAAAAUAUUGCUGCUUCAGCAAAUGUGUGCCCACUAAUAGGUCAAUUAUUUAUCUAUAUAUAUAUUUUCACCUAGUGUAAUUGUGAAUACCUACUAUUACUCUUGAUUUAGCGGUAAUAGAAGAUCAUUGGCUAUGCUGGCUGUCAAUCAAAAUGUGGUCAAACUAAGCCAUCUAAACAUAAUGUGGUGGGUUGUACAAAUGGCACAUGGACACAAUGGUCCUCUUUGAUGUAAAGAGUAUGGGUUCGCAUGGUCUAUUUCCACCACCCCUCGCCAUGUCACUUAAUAUUUACUCUGCGUCUCCAUGAGCUGUGCGGAUUGGAGGAACACACGGAUUGGAGUGUCCACUUAAAGAGUGCCUACAAAACAAAGGAGGUUGUACAAGUGAAUAAUUUCUUUGCUAUACAAACUUGCUUUAAUAAUAAAAGUUUAAAUUACACCCGAGUGUCC
This is a messenger RNA of Pelobates cultripes (western spadefoot toad), 9157 nucleotides long. NCBI's taxonomy places the organism in Eukaryota, Metazoa, Chordata, Amphibia, Anura, Pelobatidae. The record is from the annotation of a GenBank genome assembly.